AUGAGAAGCGAUGAUGACAACGAAAAGGACACCAACGCGUCGUUUUUGUCGGGAGAGACUUUGAAAACAUCGACGACGACGACGCGGAGAGAUGCGUUUUUACAUCGUCGGAACAAAGAGCUGUUUGUUGUUGAAUGCGCGCGACGUUUUGUGAACAACGCGAAAUCGACGAGUCGUGCGAACAAAGAUUCUACAAAAGACGACGACGAUGCAAAGGUAUCAUCCAUUUCGUCGUCGUCUCGAGGAGGCGGAGAUGAUGGCGACGACGACGAUAUCUUCUUCUUCGACGCGAUGUAUAGUUCUGUGCACGAAUCGGUGCAAAGAUUGCUCGAGAGCGAGACAAGAGUGCAAAGUUUGCGAAGGAAACAUCAUCAGAGCGCGAGUAGCAGCAGCAACGACGAUACCAGCUUCAGCGGUGCGGCGUUCGCGUUGGAAACGACGACGCCACCUGUGAAAAAGAGAGGCGAUGGGAAAAGGAGCAUGCUUCCGCAAAUCGACGACUGCGCGCAGUUUCCGAGCUUGAGUUCGUCGCCGGUUGUCGCGACGACGCCGUUGGCGAAGAAAUUGGGCGGGAUGAGUUUGAAUGGCAGCAGUAAUAACAACAUAAACGGAGCGUUGCCGUCGCCGAGGAGAGUGACGCCGUCGCCCGUAUCGAAUGGUGGUCCCGGAAGUGUGGAACGAGCGGCUUCACCGCCGGUAGUUUCGCCUUCUUCUUCGCAACAGCAACAGCAACAGCAACAGCAACAACUUCCGAGGAGUCAAAGCGGCGGCGUCGUAGGUGCACCGAGACGGAUUCAACCGUCUCUGCUCUCUGGUUCAUCAAAUUCGAGUAAUAGCAAUACUUUCACGAAUAAACAGCUGUCGCCGGUGCAGCAGCAGCAACAUCAACAACAACAUCAACAGAAGCGGAUUCAACCAACCGCUGCAAAAAGCAACAACAACAACAACAACAUUAACAACGAAGUGUCAGUCGAAACUCCUGAAUAUAUCUUGGACUUGGCAAAAGCGUACGCGUUUGCGCUCGAGUGGUUCCAUAACGGUGAUAUUGAAAAGUCCAUCGUAGAUGUUCUCAAAAUGCUCUCGAUUUCUCCGGAUGCGUUUCCGUUUGGCGUUAGUCCGGGCAAGGAAGCAGAAGAAGAGUUUGAAAUUUUCCCAUCCGGCGUGUUCGUUCGUAAAUUUGCCGCGCUCGUUUUAGCCAACGCCGGGACGCUUCCGUUUUCUCUCGGUCCAACAGCACUGGAGGCAUUAUCUGAAUCUGAAGCGGUAAAAGCGCACGCGCCAAUGUUGGCGCAAGAGUGCGCAAACUUUCUCUCCGCGCUCGCAGCGUCUGCAACAACCGUAACAAAAAUAUACGACGACGCGACACCUUCGGCUUCAUCGCGAAAAAGAAACAACAAACGCGGAGAAACAGAUAAUGGCAGAGGGGGAGCCGUCGGUACACGCGCAGAUGUAAGUUCGGUUCGUAAUCCAAGCAAUAAAUUUGGAUUAGUGUCCAGAGCGAACGCGCACGCUCGCGAGAAAUGGCGCGACCAACUCGUCGCUUUGCUCUCCCCGGAUGCCAAAUUCAACGCGUCUUCGUUCAUGGCAUCGACUGGUGCAACUGGCGCGCCGCCGUCUAAAUAUUAUCACCAGAACGCCGCGAACGCGUUCGCGAGAAAGUGCAGAGAAGUUUUCGAUUCGGCAAAAUCUAAAGAAGACGCCAGAUGGCUCGCGGAUGUUUUCGUACGAAAAAUGUUGAAAAGUGCCGGCGAAGGCGAAACUGAGGAAGAUAUCGGAGCCGCAGUGUCGGCGGCGAAACUAUCGGCGUUGCGAGAGCGUUUGAUGGGUGGAGGCGGAGUCAGUACUAGUGCUGGCGCGCAACAUCAAAAUCCUCAACGUCAUAACAACACGCACGCGAAUGGAAGAAGUAGUAGUAGUUUAGGCAGAGGUAGUAAUAGUAUUUUAGGCGGAGGUAGAGGAGUCCAUCAAGGAAGAGGAGGAGGAGGAGCGGGUGGAAGAGGUGGAGGAAGAGGGAAUCAUCACGUUGCACCGACACCACUCGCUUUGCAUCAGCAACAAAGUAACGAAACAUCCUCAUCGACGACGACGACGACGACGACGACUACGCAAGAAUCAUCGUUCGCAGCAAUGUUUCAGCCAGCUUUUCGACCGUACGUGUGCGUAUUGGAAACGGCAGAUUCCGCUCGUUUCUCCGCCGCGGUGUCUCGGUCACUCGCGGAUGCGCUCAAAGCGCUCGAUAACAAUUACGCCGCGUCCGUGCGUAAAGGCAAAGGAGAAGAUGGAGUGAGCGAAGGAGGUGAAGAAGUGGACGAUAUUUUGCGUUCGUUCGGGGUGAACCCGAAAGAUUUCACCGCUCGCGCUCUCGCGGCAAAGUGUUGCGGCAAAUUUCUUGGUCUUUUACGAUUUUGCUUAGACGGUUACUCUUCGAUCGUCGCUUUCGACGGAUUACCUACAAUAGAACUUUGCGUGGAGAGCUUGCGCAUUGCAACUGCCGAAAACGAGCUCAUGCUCACUCUCCCGUGGGUAUCGGAGUAUGUGAAAUUCACGCCGUGGGAAGACACGGAAGAAGCGACUUUAGUGUUUUCUUCGAAAGGCUUCGUCGAUUUAACGUCAUGGUUCCGUUCGGCUUCGAAAAGUGCAAAGCUGUGCAUAGUUAAUACUAGUGAUGGAAGUAAUGGUGCAACUGGUUCUGCGCCAUCUCGGUCUCUUCGAUCUGUCGAGGACGUUUCAUUGAUAUCGGCGGUGAGCGUUCGCAUGAUUCGACAUCUCGUUCGAGAAACGCUCCAUUUCAAGGCGCCAACGACGACUGCGAAGUCGUUGGAGUACGCAAAGUUAGCUUCAACGUCGCAGUCGCAUCCCGCGGGACCCGUGCCGAAAGCAUUCCUCGCAAACGCUUUCGACAAAGUAAAAAUUUCAGUGGAAGAGAAUGACGUGCUCGCGGAGUGGGGGUCUAAUUCCGCAGCGGGCGGACAUGAUUUUACGCCAAACGUCAUCGACGAUUCCUUGUUGCAAAAAUUGAUUGGCGUUGACGUCGAGAGAUGCAUCACGGCGUUGCGAAACGACGACGCGAUAUCAAAUCGAUGGAGCCAGGAAGAAAUCGAAUCCAUUGAGAGUCAAAUUAGUACGCAUCAAGCUGCGGCAAUUUUACCGUCGAAGCAAGAACAAGUACGCAAAGGAGAAGACGAAGGAGACCGACACCGGGUCGUUCCAGUUCCCGUUCGAAAGAUUGCGCCCGUCUCGGCGACUGCACUUUCGUCUGCUUCGCCUCCUACGAAGAUUACAUCCACAAAAAUGGCGGCGCUCGAAACGAGUCCAUCGUUGCCGUCCGUACCGUCCUCGUCUACGGCGAAUCCAACUCGAAGUUUACAACGCGCGUUUCUCGCGGCGAAUCCUCGACACAAAAAUAUCGUCGACUUUACCGUCGACGCCGCGGUAUUAGCUUCGGUGGACCACGCGGUGCGACACGAAAUACCAAACGCGUUGAAGUGCGUCUCGGAGACGCUCGAUAACGCGUGCAGACUAGCUGCGACUGUUUCCGCGGCUGAACAGAAAAGAUUAUUUACGAAUACGAAUACGGAGCACAUUACGCAGAAGAAGAAAAUGGCCAAACCAACGCUGGAAGAUGCGUGGAGUUCGGCAUUUGAGACUGCAAUUGAACGCGCGACGAUGUUAGCUCUUCGAGAAAUUGGAGGUGUCAUCGAGAAAAGAGCCGCGGACGAUGCGGCGAAAAGAGCCGGCGCGGCUGCAGCCGCGUUGUUACGCGAACCCUCGGACGACGACGACGACGGCGACGGCAAGAAUGAUGGCAAGAUGAAAAAGAAGUCGAGAGCGCCUCUGUCUCCGGAAGCCUCUGCAUCUGCAGCUGUCGCCAGAGAUGCUGCCAGACAAUCCGCCACGGAACGCUCUAGGUUAUCGGCACCGUUCGAGCUUCGCAAAGCCAUCGUUGAUGAGGCGUCGCGAAAAUUGCGCGUGGCGCUGAAAAAUCUCUCGAGCGACGAACGAGGAGAAGACGGGGAAGACGAGGAGGAAGAAGAAAACAAUUCGGUCGUUCAAAGAGAGAGGAAGAACACCACCCCCCCAUCGGCGAUGAUUAUCAAUGCUAAUGAAAAGGAGACAUGCGACGAAAACGACGAAAACGACGAAAACUUAGUCGCCGACGUCCAAUCAGCGGCUUUGAGCGCCAUCGCGAGAGCUUUAUCCGAAGCGCAAGGUUGGGCGCCAGGAUCACUCUUGGCAGUAUCGCGAGAACUUGCAAACGCUCGAAACCCAGGCGACGAAGUAGGUGCCAAAGAACUCGCGAGGAUGUGCGAGAACUGUUCGAAUUCAAUUCGUUCCGUGUUGGCGUUGGAUGAGAGUUGGAGAGACGCGCUGUUCGCGUCGCAGCAGCAACAAAAGCAAAACGCGGCAGCAGUCUUGUCUUCGUCGUCCGCUAUGUCGCCAUCAGACGCGGCACUCGGGCCGAACGCCUUAUCGACUGCUGCGGCACUGCUCGCAAAACCGUCCGAUGCGCCCGGAAAAGCGUUCAAGAAGAACGCAGAAGCUGGUCGACCGAGAGACGCGUUGGCGAGAGCCUUGUGCGCGCUCGCUCGCGCUUCCAUGGCGCUCUUCUUAGCGCCUCCGCAACCGGCGUUGAUUAAGCCCGACCGACACGGUGGCGUCUCUCUUUCGAGCGCGUUAGUUUCUUCUGCGGCUGCGAGCAGUGGUGCAGAUAACAACAGCUCGAACAGUAACGCCGCAUCGGGUGGUAACACGGACGGUACGAAGCAAAAUAUCGGGUGGGGCGUCUCUCGCGACGGCGUGUGCGAAUCCGUUCGUUUGGCCGUCUUGAACGCCUUCGCGCUGGCGUCUCCGAUUUUGGAAACUUUGGACGCCUUCGCUCCACCCGACGCGAUUAGCGUCUGGAACGAAGUCUGCGGCGAACUCCUCUUCCCGAAGAACUGGAUUCCAGUCUUGAGAGUGUUCCCGCAUUCGCCAUUCGCGCAACUUCGAAUCGAAACCAUCGUCUGCGACGUGUUCGCUUCGGUUCCCGACGGCAAAGCCGCGACGCUCCGUUUAAAAAAGUUUCUCGAGACGCAGUUUGCUUUCUCUUCCAGCGAAACGCCGCCUUCGGCACCUAAUAAAACGACAAUCAACGCCAUGGGCACCUCCCUCCUCCUCCGCUUCCUCGUCAAACUUCUCGACGCUCGAAUCGAACGAUACCGAGAGGAAGAAGACAAAGAAGAAGAAGACAAAGAAGAAGAAGACAAAGAAGGAGAAGAAAAAAAGGCAUCCUUCUCGAGAAAAAGGGACAAACUUCGACGACUCGAAGACGAACUGAAAGGUUGGGAGAAAAUUCUCCCUUCGGCGCGCUUCGUCUCUCGAGACGGCCCGAACGCUCGCGCGCCUCAUUUCGCGAGUAAGAUCGAACGAAGGAUUUUCGAGUUUUCGAAAAUUAUUCUUUCUUUGAAAGAGUGA
Bathycoccus prasinos is the source of this 5454-nucleotide messenger RNA. Its product is annotated as exodeoxyribonuclease (ISS). NCBI's taxonomy places the organism in Eukaryota, Viridiplantae, Chlorophyta, Mamiellophyceae, Mamiellales, Bathycoccaceae. Bases 1 to 5454 code for a protein of 1817 amino acids. The record is from RefSeq and is a predicted model, not a curated record. The transcript has a single exon.